Messenger RNA from Lactuca saligna, 923 nucleotides. The record is from the annotation of a GenBank genome assembly. Lineage: Eukaryota; Viridiplantae; Streptophyta; Magnoliopsida; Asterales; Asteraceae.
AUUUGUGCGAAAAGUGGGACAAAACAAAGAUAUUUUUGUAGGAAACUUUUUAUAUCCAAUGAAUGUUGAUAAAACCGAGCACCCAUUCAAAUCUUUGAAACCAUUGACCAUUCUUGUUUCUGUUGUUGACCAUGGAGUCCUCAACCAUUCUGCCACUAUCCCACUUCUCCUUUCUCUCUCAAAAACCCCAUGGAACAAGCAUUGGGAGUUUUCCUUUGAAUCAAUGGAGCCCAACAUCUCAAAAGACUCGAUUAAAUUGUCAGAAGAUGUACGUUCCAGGAUUUGGAGAAGCAUCACCAGAAGCCAAAGCAGCAAAGAACCUCCACAAUCUUUUUACAUAUGUUGCCGUGAGGGUUGUCAAUGCGCAGCUUGAGAGCUACAACACCGAAGCCCAUAAAGAGUUAAUGGAAUUUAUGGAAAGACACUCUUUAAACGAUGGCGAUAAGUUCUGUGCAGCUUUAAUGCGUGAAUCAUCAAGACAUAAAACCCUAGCCAUGAGAAUAUUGGAGGUUCGAUCCGCAUACUGCAAGAGAGAUUUUGAGUGGGACAAUUUAGAACGAUUGGCUAAAAAGAUGGCAGAUGAAUCUAACACAAGACUUAUGAGGGAUUACGUGUUGGAAACAAGUCAUGUAGAAACUGAAAAAUGAAGUUGCCCAAUUUCAUGGAUAAUAAUAUCAUGUUUAGUUAUAUUUCUUCCAUGUAAUGCAAAACCAUUUCACACUUUAUUAACAUAUUAAAUAAGAAUUAAAUUUACACAAGUUGAGUUGUUUACUUACUAAAAUACAUGCAUCAUGAGACAAACAUGUCCUUCCUUCAUCAACUUAUCGAGUCUUCAUUCUUCUCCAUUGACUGAAAAAGAAAAGUUUAAUGCCUUGAGCGUGUAAAAAAAUAGCAAUGUAAUUUCAUAUAUUUGUUUAUUAUAG